UCAGGGCGGUACGGGUGGCUUUUUGGAACACGUGGGCGUGCUUGGAGUUUGCUGGACCGCAUUUCGCCGCUGCAGCCAUGGAAGAAGGCAAGCCGAGCCCCGGGCAGGCAGUAGAGGCAGAAGCCGGGUCUGAAUGGAACAUUCCGCCCAACGCUCCCGCCUGCAUGGAGCGCCACCUGGACGGGGCCCAUUAUCGAACAGAUGGUUCUCUGCUCCUGGGAGCAUCCAGUUUGAGUGGACGUUGCUGGGUUGGUUCCAUUUGGGUGUUCAAAGAUCCAUCAAAAGCUCCUAAUGAAGGCUUUUGCUCUGCGGGUGUACAAACUGAAGCAGGAAUAGCAGAUCUGAAAUGGGUAGCAGACAAAGGAAUCUUGGUAGCUUCAGAUUCAGGUGCUCUGGAACUUUGGGAGCUGGAUGAGAACGAGACUCUGAUAGUGAACAAAUUCUGCAAAUACGAGCAUGAUGACAUUGUGACCACCGUGAGUGUCCUUUCCAACAACACACAGGCCAUCAGUGGCAGCAAAGAUUUCAGUGUGAAGAUCUGGGACAUCCCUCAACAAACAGUACUUAGCACAUAUAGAGCUCAUUCUGGUCAAGUGGCCUGUGUGGCCUCCUGCCCUGGAAAGGAUACAGUGUUCCUGUCCUGCGCUGAGGACAGCAGGGUUUUACUCUGGGAUACACGAUCUCCAAAACCAGCAGCUCGAAUUGCCUGCAAUGCCUCUACUAACCUUUCUACCUCACUGGUAUGGCAUCCACAUCAAAAUGACACUUUUGUAUUGGGUGAUGAAAGUGGGAUGAUUGCACUUAUAGAUACAAAGAAUCCAGAUACUGUCAUCAGUUCAGCUGUGCAUUCCCGUAGCAUCACAGGAUUUGCUUUUUCUACACACAGUUCACCUCUGCUGGCUUCUAUCAGCGAAGAUUGUUCCGUCGUUGUUCUUGAUUCCAGUUUUUCAGAAGUUUUUAGGAAUCGGUCUCAUCGAGACUUCGUAACAGGCUUAUCGUGGUCUCCCUUGAAUAAAAACUCAUUGACAACAGUUGGAUGGGACCAUCAAGUUCUACAUCACACAGUCCCAACACAGAAUAACCAUCGUUCUGGAAAAAACAAUAUCAUUACUGCGUAGUUUGUACUUUCUUGGUCCUUUCCUCUGAAAUGGCUGCUUUUUUUGAGGAGUGGUGGUUAAGUUAUGGGGCUAAAUAUGCUCUUUGCAGCAAAGAACGGUCCUAUAACAAUUUCCAGUUAGAUGAACAGGAGAUGCCUACCAGCUGCUUAUUACAACCAGUCAAAUUCUGCAGGAAACUGAAGUUUUAUAGUGAGAUGCACAAUAAUGCAAACCCUAAAAGAAUUGGCUUCAUUUAAUUUUUGUUCAGUGAUACUUUAUACAACCUCCAAAGUUGUGGAGAUGUGUGUUUUUCUUUGUGUACUUUUUUUUAUUGAAGAAUAAAUCAUACAGAGCUUUCUGGACUUGCCUACCAGAUUUUGAUUGAGAGAUAACAGUUAUGAUUUAACACACUCAGUUCACAUUUGCUUUUGUAGCAUGUACUUCAGCACAGUUGUGAGGCUCAGUGCUUAAAUUUGGUAUGUUCUAGUUUGGGAAUCAUUUAGUGUGCAGCGAAAAAAUCUUUCUCCACUUGCUGUUCCAAUUUCCUGAUACAGAAUUUCUUACACUAUCAACUGUAUAAUAGAAUCCAAGAAUUUUCUUCGAUUUCUGUUUCUUGAACAACAACUCUUUCCACAGUCCUCUAGUGUACAUUGCAGAUAAAACAUCACCUGUAAUAAUAGCAAGAUACAUGCAAAAUAAUUUUUGGCUUAACUUUAGGAUGUACUGUUUAAAAGAAGGAGGAUGCAAAAGUUAGAAAAAGUUGGUUGACAAAAAUAUUCUGCGUAAGAUAUCUAUUUUGGUCCUGGCCCAGCCUUCUAAAUUUCCUUUUUUUAAAUCCACAUCUUUCCCUAAAGAGAGACCGCUUCAGAAAGCCACAUUAGUUAGAACUUCCAUCUACUUUUUCAGCUGAUGGAUAGUUAAUUUUUCAUUCUGCUUUUUUUUCCCCCUGGUCUUUGAUAAGUAAUAUGACAAAAAAGGUAUUCUUGUAAGUUCUAGUAAGCUUGAAAGAAAGUGCAGUUUGCUUUUAAGUUGUCUUACAAUCCUCACUAGAAAAGCCUUCCCAAAUGGGUUUUCUCCAAAAACAUUGGGAUUGCACCAGUUCCAGGAUCUGCAGGCUAAGAAUUCUGGGGAUUACAGGGCAUCAGGUUAGGGAAAACCGCCCUAGAUACUCUUCUGCGAGUUCCCUUAUUUUGCUACUGGGCAGGAAGACUUUGGAGAUAUUUAUAUUAUGACUCCUCAUGUUUUGGUUGAGCCUUUGGAAAUGCAGGGAGGAAGGCGAGAGCCACUUCAAAUCUGAUUGCUUUAAUUUAGAUUGUAUAACACAUCCAGAUAAAUAUGCAUAUGAAUGGAAAAGGGAAAUUGGGUAUUCUGAAAUUAUCAAACAUUCCAGGAUUCCUUGGGUGUAAAUCAGGUUUAAAAUCUUGCAAGGCACAGGCACAUUUCUUCAGUAUGAACUUCUUGGGGAAGGCAUAGAAACAGGCAAGUUUGGUAUGAAAUCUUAGCUGUUGGUGUUGUCCAUAGUUGAUUUUUGAACAGGUAGGCUUUUGUACAUGCAACAUAUUUUAUUCACUGUAUUCAAGCCCAAAUUCCAUCACAGAAUAAAAGUUGUAAAAUAGGCAUAUUCAUGUGGCACAUCAUGGUUUUGUAAUGAGAUGCUAGUAGAACUUCUGGAGAAGGUAGAGAAACGUUAUAGUUAUUUGAUGUUCUUAACAAGUGCUGUUCCAUGACUUUUGUGGAAUACAAAAUGCAUGAUGACCAUACUCAAAUGGAAGGCAGUUUUUAAAAUAAACUUCAUUUUUAAAU
Molecule: messenger RNA, 2900 nt
Organism: Python bivittatus (Burmese python)
Lineage: Eukaryota; Metazoa; Chordata; Lepidosauria; Squamata; Pythonidae
Gene: WDR77
Product: WD repeat domain 77
Biological process (GO): oocyte axis specification
Cellular component (GO): methylosome
Molecular function (GO): protein binding
Source: RefSeq, a predicted model, not a curated record